Molecule: messenger RNA, 2077 nt
Organism: Prunus mume (Japanese apricot)
Lineage: Eukaryota; Viridiplantae; Streptophyta; Magnoliopsida; Rosales; Rosaceae
Product: putative potassium transporter 17
Biological process (GO): potassium ion transmembrane transport
Cellular component (GO): membrane
Molecular function (GO): potassium ion transmembrane transporter activity
Source: RefSeq, a predicted model, not a curated record
AUGUGAAGCAUGGGUAGGUGGUGGGAGACUCUGAUAAUUGCAUACAAGACACUGGGAGUAGUCUUUGGAGGGCUUGUCACAUCCCCACUCUAUGUAUACCCUUCGAUGCACCUCAAGUCUCCAACAGAAGAUGACUAUUUGGGCAUCUAUAGCAUUAUGUUCUGGACUCUCAGUCUCAUUGGGGUUGUCAAGUAUGCCAGCAUUGCUCUCAAAGCCGACGAUCAGGGCGAAGGUGGAACUUUUGCCCUGUAUUCAUCACUUUGCAGGAAUAUGAACAUUGGCAUGCUUACUUCAAGGCCUGCAAAUUCAAGUUCAACUCUUUCACGCUCUCUCUUGGAUGAGGGCACAGAAAAACAGAGUAGGCUUGCAAAGUUUUUCAGAAAAAGUGUAGUUGCUAGAAGGGUGUUGCUUUUUAUUGCUAUGCUAGGCACGUGCAUGGUUAUUGGAGAUGGUAUUCUUACACCUGCAAUCUCUGUUUUGUCAGCAAUGGAUGGAAUAAGGGCGCCUUUUCCAUCUCUGAGUUCCUCUGUGGUGGAAGCGCUUUCUGCAGUAGUCCUUAUCAUUCUGUUCUUGUUACAAAAGUUUGGUACAUCUCGAGUGAGCUUCCUUUUUUCCCCCAUCAUGGGUGCAUGGACUUUGUGUACCCCACUUGUAGGAAUUUAUAGCAUCAUACAUCAUUAUCCAAGCAUAUUUAAGGCAAUAUCACCACACUAUGUCUUCCGUUUCUUUUGGAGAAAUGGAAGGGAAGGCUGGCUGUUGCUUGGUGGCACUGUCCUUUGCAUCACAGGCUCCGAAGCAUUGUUUGCAGAUCUUGGCCACUUCAACCGAAGCUCCAUUCAGAUAGCUUUCUUGUUUACAAUCUAUCCAUCUCUGGUUCUGACAUAUGCGGGGCAGACAGCAUACCUGAUCAGGAAUCCAAAUGAUCAUGAUGAUGGAUUCUAUAAGUUUAUACCAAAAACGAUCUACUGGCCUAUCUUUAUCAUAGCCACAUUGGCUGCAACAGUUGCAAGCCAAUCUCUAAUAUCAGCCACGUUUUCUGUCAUCAAGCAAUCUGUAGUACUUGAUUAUUUCCCUCGGGUGAAGGUUGUGCACACAUCCGAUAGCAAAGAAGGCGAGGUUUACUCCCCUGAAGUCAACUACAUCCUCAUGAUUCUCUGUGUUGUUGUCAUACUUAUUUUUGGGGAUGGGAAAGACAUUGGAAACGCAUUUGGUGUUGUUGUCAGUCUAGUCAUGCUCAUCACCACAAUAUUACUGACACUGGUAAUGAUCAUAAUAUGGAGAACACCACCUAUGCUGGUUGCUCUUUACUUCUGUGUAUUCUUUGUCAUGGAAGGUGUUUACGUGAGUGCAGUCUUCACUAAGAUCCCUGAAGGUGGAUGGAUUCCUUUUGCCAUAUCCUUUAUCCUUGCCCUCAUUAUGUUUGGUUGGUUUUAUGGGAGACAGAGAAAAUUAGAAUAUGAGUUGACUCAUAAGAUAACCUUAGACAGACUUGGUGUGCUAUUAUCUGACCCUAGUGUUCAAAGGGUUCCUGGAUUGUGCUUCUUUUACACCAACAUUCAAGAUGGCCUCACUCCGACUCUUGGACACUACAUUAAAAACAUGAAAUCCCUUCACCAGGUCACUAUGUUCACUACUCUCCGAUACCUAUUGGUUCCUAAGGUUGCUCCUCAUGAGAGGAUUGUCAUAAAAAAACUUGGCCUCAAAGGGGUUUAUGGGUGUGUUAUUCAGUAUGGCUAUGCAGAUCCCCUAAACCUUGAAGGAGAUGAUUUUGUUAGUCAAGUUACAAAUAGCUUGCAGGCACAUAUACAAAACUGCUCAGGCCGUCUUCCAUCCAAUCCUUCAGAGUACCAAGAAGAGAUAUCUGAUUUGGAAGAAGCAAGGAGUGCAGGUGUAGUUCAUGUUAGAGGAAAGACAAGGUUUUAUAUUGGCCAUAACUCUGGCUGGUUUGAUAGAAUUAUGCUGGCAUUUUAUGAAGUUCUGCACAGCAACUGUAGGUCGGCUCUGCCUGCUCUACGGGUGCCUCCGCCUCAGCGGAUUGAGGUCGGAAUGCUUUAUGAGGCUUGAAGGAAGGAAGGCU